AUAACAAGUAUAGUCGCUUCGCUCCUAUACUUUUGGUCCGUGGGGACCAGUUUGGAACCUUUAGGUCUUGUCUGUGAAUGGCUAUAAAGGAAUUCUUAAAAAAAAACAAAAAUUAUCAGGUGUACUUAGGUGAGUCGGGGAGGCUAACGUUUAUCUGCCAAGGAAAGAGAGGACCAGUUGUUGGGGUAUCAUGCUUCAAAGAACCAUAAUUUGUUAUAUAGUCGCGUUGUGUGUCUUAUAUUUCAAAUAUCUGUAAAUGAAAUAAAUCAAAAUAAGGAAAGAAGCUGCACGAAUAAAUGAAUUGAACUCGAUUCUUAUAUUUUAACCAGAACAAAGUUUUGAUCGCCCCUGUAGUAUGGAAUCGAGGUUAUUUCAUUUAAUGCUCUCUUAGAAACAAUACAAUACAAACAGUAACUUUAAUUGAACGAUACAAACAGCGUCCCUAACGACCAUUUUUUGAGUUUUAUUUGAGUUUUAUUCGCCAUGAACGUUGAUGAAAUAGCACAAAGUUUGGAGGCGCUUAUGGAGUUUACACCGUCAGAACCUCAGGGGAGAAAACCCAACCCAACCCAACCCAACCCGAACCAACCCACCCAACCCAACCCGAACCAACCCACCCAACCCAACCCGAACCAACCCACCCAACCCAACCAGAACCAACCCACCCAACCCAACCCGAACCAACGCAACCCAACCCAACCCAAUAAUCAGGAAAAUUACAAUAGGUGGAGGCAAAGGGGAAGGAACUGGAGGAAGAAAAGGCUGGAACGACAGCACGAGCAAUCGGCUCUUCAUAAACAGAAAGUAUUACUGUCGGUAGUAACCGACGCCAUGGCCUCUGUGGCCUCCGCCGUGCUAAAGCACACGGCAGAAACCACUACAGGUUACAGGCGAGGGGGCUUUAGGAGGGGCCGAGGUCGUGGCAGAGGAAGGGUAGAAUAAGUUUUAUAUUUUAUAGUAUUUUUUAUUUUAUAGUUACAUUGAUAGUAUAUAAGUUAUAGAUAUAUAGAGUAGAUAGUAUAAGUUGUUAUUUUAAUUUUUUUUAAA
Messenger RNA from Anthonomus grandis grandis, 1047 nucleotides. Its product is annotated as sporozoite surface protein 2-like. NCBI's taxonomy places the organism in Eukaryota, Metazoa, Arthropoda, Insecta, Coleoptera, Curculionidae. The coding region runs from base 484 to 942 and encodes 152 amino acids. The transcript has 5 exons. The record is from RefSeq and is a predicted model, not a curated record.